Salvelinus fontinalis (brook trout) is the source of this 7834-nucleotide messenger RNA. RefSeq names its product signal-induced proliferation-associated 1-like protein 1. NCBI's taxonomy places the organism in Eukaryota, Metazoa, Chordata, Actinopteri, Salmoniformes, Salmonidae. Gene Ontology annotation, cellular component: cytoplasm. Gene Ontology annotation, biological process: activation of GTPase activity; regulation of small GTPase mediated signal transduction. The record is from RefSeq and is a predicted model, not a curated record. The transcript is spliced from 26 exons. Gene Ontology annotation, molecular function: protein binding; GTPase activator activity. Bases 543 to 6146 code for a protein of 1867 amino acids.
UAAAGAGUUGACUUGCAGUGACCUCAUCUCUCCAGCAGCUGCAGCGCGACGGAGGCUGUCAAGCAACUUUGUGUAUGAACUUCGAAGUUUUGAACGAUCUCAAAAGGAAGGAGAAACUGGAGUAAGGGGAACAACGGAUAAGAAAAGACAAUACUAUUUUGACGUUGUCGUGGUGAAAAUCUAGAGACUCGACGCUCACUUUGUGGCCAAACAUUGUGAUAGAGGUUUUCCUGGAAUCUGUGUCUCUCAGAGAACGGCGGAGGUGGAGAGAGGAAAGAUUAUCCUGAGAUUGACGGACAGGACAGGACAGGACAGGACAGGAGCCUAGUUCACCAGAGACCGAAGCAGCAUACAGACCUGAGGAGGAGCAACACUAGCAACAACCUUCUGUCUGCCCUCCCUUUCUCUCUCCCUCCUCCAGUCCUCCCAGCCACCCAUAUGCUCUGUGAGGCUCUCUAUCCUCUCCUCACCCUGGGCAUAAUGCUCCAUCUCUACUGCUGAGCUCUCCCUUACUCCACCUUACCCCCUAACCUUACCCCACCAUGACCAGUCUGAAGCGGUCUCAGACGGAGCGUUCGGUGGGCGGCUCGGUACCUGCCUCUGAUGAAUUCUACACCCGUCGCCUGCGCCUCCCCAAUGGUGGCGCCCCCCCACCUCGCUCUGAGAGCACCCACCUCACCUCCUCUUCCUCAUCCGGCUCCUCUUCCUCCUCCACCCCGGGGGUUCCCAAGAUGGGGGUCAGGGCCCGCGUGGCGGACUGGCCCCCCAAACGGGAUGGAACGGGCGGGGUGUGGCACAUCACCGUAGAUACGGACUCCCCGAGUUCCACCAUGUCAUCUUCAGGUGGCGGAGAAUGUGGGUCAGGCGGGUCGGCCGGGGAACGCGGGUUGGCCGGGGAACGCGGGUUGGCCGGGGAACGCGGGUCGACCGGGGAACGCGGGUCGGCCGGGGAACGCGGGUCGGCCGGGAGCGGAGAAAGAGAACGGAGCUCGGGUUCAGGCUCGGCGACCACGGCCCAUAGCAGCAUGUCAGCUAAACUGGGCCACCUGAUCAGCCCUCAGGACUCGUCGAUGCUCCGGAACAUCCACAACACCCUGAAGAGCAAGAUGCACCACGGCAGACAUCACAGCAAAGACAACCGCUACCUGUCGCCAGACGGCUACCAGGGCUCGCCGCGUAAAGGCAUGCGUCGUAUCCGCCAGCGAUCCAACAGUGACAUCACUAUCUCUGAGUUAGAGGGUGACGGGGGCGAGGGCUGGUCCUUCUCUGGCUGGACGCCCAUGCACCGAGAGUACGGCAGCACCUCUUCCAUAGACAAACAUGCAGGCUCAGGGGAGAGCUUCUUCGAUAUGCUCAAGGGCUAUACGUCCCAGGAGGCUCCUGAUCAACGCAGCCCGGCGCCGGACAGACUUGGUGAGCUGCUGACGGUGGCCCCGCACAAACAGGCUGCCCUGGAUCUACCUGAUGGACCCCUGGGUCCUACCAGAGGUAGCCCCGCCAGUCGCCUGAAGGAAAGAGAGAAACACCUGAAGAGGAGGUCCAAGUCAGAGACUGGAGGGGAGUCCAUCUUCAGGAAGCUCCGCAGUGUCAAGGCCGAGGGUGACUCGUCCCGGGCUGGGUCUGACGUGGAGGAUGGGGGGCGGGAGGACGUCAUCGGACCCCCUCCAAAACCCUGGUCUUGUCAGAAAGGCUUUGCUCACUUUGACGUGCAGAGUAUCCUCUUCGACCUCAACGAGGCUAUCCAGGGUCGACAGUCCGGCGGGAAACGCAAGAACACCACCACGGGCGCCUCCGCUGCGGCCGCCGCCUCGGCCUCCGCCACUUCCUCGCUCUCGUCUAAUCAGAGUGGGGUAUGCGGCGGGGGCGGGUCUCCGUGCGGGUCCCAGGAAGAGCUGAGUGGGAAGGAGGGGGGCACGGGACAGGGUGGGACUCACACCACUAACCCUGCCCUAGACCCUGGUGAUGAGAAGAGCAACGAUCUGGUGCUGAACUGCCCUUGUUUCAGGAAUGAACUGGGAGGAGAGGGAGAGAGGAACAUUGGCCUCUCUAAACGGCAGGGUAGUAUAGGCAGUGGGGGCAGCUCCAGUGGCUCUGUGGGGGGAAGUGGUUCAGAGGAGGGGCCCCUGGAGACCUCUCUCCCCCACUUCACCAACGCCGGGGUGUCCGUGCUGGAGGCCCCUAAAGACGGACAGGGACAGCAUGCUGAUAGGGCCAAACGAUCUGUGGAGCACUGCGACCUGGGGUCUUAUUACUACAGGAAAUACUUCUAUCUGAGAGAGCAUUGGAACUACCUGGGUGUGGAUGAGACUCUGGGUCCAGUAGCAGUGAGUUUGAGGAGAGAGAAGCUGGAGGAACACAAGGAGCAUGGACAGCAGUAUAACUACAGAGUCAUCUUCAGAACCAGCGAGCUCACCACCCUGCGUGGGUCUAUCCUGGAGGAUGCGGUUCCGUCCACCUCGAAGCACGGCCUGGCGCGGGGUCUACCCCUCAAAGAGGUGCUAGAUUACCUGGUUCCAGAGCUGAACGCCCACUGUCUCAGACUGGCUCUCAACACACCUAAAGUCACAGAGCAGCUGAUGAAGCUGGACGAACAGGGGUUGAGUUUCCAGUUGAAGGUGGGGGUGAUGUACUGUGCGUCAGGACAGAGCAGUGAAGAGGAUAUGUAUAAUAAUGAUUCAGCGGGUCCUGCUCUGGAGGAGUUCCUACAGCUGCUGGGGGAGAGGGUCCGACUGAAGGGAUUCACCAAGUACCGAGCGCAGCUGGACACUAAGACUGACUCCACAGGGACCCACUCGCUGUACACCACCUAUAAGGACUAUGAGGUGAUGUUUCAUGUCUCCACCAUGCUGCCCUACACACCCAACAACAAACAACAGCUCCUGAGGAAGCGUCACAUAGGGAACGACAUAGUGACCAUCGUGUUCCAGGAGCCGGGGGCUCAACCCUUCACCCCCAAGAACAUACGAUCACACUUUCAACACGUGUUUGUAGUGGUGAGAGCACACCAACCCUGCUCUGACAACACCUCCUAUAGCGUGGCGGUCACUCGUUCUCGUGACGUACCGUCCUUCGGCCCUCCCAUCCCAGAGGACGUGUCCUUCCCAAAGUCCUCCGUGUUCCGGGACUUCCUAUUGGCCAAGAUCAUCAACGCAGAGAACGCCGCCCACAAAUCGCACAAGUUUCGCGCCAUGGCGACGCGAACACGUCAGGAGUACCUCAGAGACCUGGCAGAGCGCCACACCACGUCGACCCCCAUCGACCCGUCCGGGAAAUUCCCCUUCAUCUCAUUGGCUCACAAGAGGAAGGAGAAGAGCCGGCCGUACACGGGAGCGGAGCUUCGGAGCCUCGGCGCCGUCACGUGGGCGGUCCACGCCGAGGAUCAUGGGGCGGGAGGAGAGCUCGAAGCGCUAUUGGCUAUCUCCAACGACUUCCUCAUCCUAUUGGAUCAGGAGGCCAAGGCCGUGGUGUUUAACUGUGCUACUAAGGACGUGAUUGGCUGGACGCUGGGGAGUCCCGCCUCCAUGAGGAUCUUCUAUGAGAGAGGGGAGAGUGUGUCUCUGAGGUCUGUUAGUAACAACACAGAGGACUUCAGAGAGGUGGUGAAACGACUGGAGUACCUGACUAAGGGUUGUGAGACAUCUGAGAUGACGCUACGUCGUAACGGGCUGGGCCAGCUGGGUUUCCAUGUCAACUACGAGGGCAUCGUGGCAGAGGUGGAGUCGUACGGGUACGCCUGGCAGGCGGGGCUGAGGCAGGGCAGCCGAUUGGUCGAAAUCUGCAAGGUUUCCGUUGCGACACUGACCCACGAACAGAUGAUUGACCUGCUGAGGACGUCGGUCACCGUCAGGGUAGUCAUCAUCCCUCCACACGAAGACGCUACCCCACGCAGAGGUUGCUCUGAGCUCUACCGUAUGCCAGUGGUUGAGUAUAAGGGGAGUGGUGAGAGUGGUUCGUUUGACUACAAGUUCCCGUUCCGCAACAAAGACAACAAGUGGCAGAGAACCUCCAGUAGCCCCCAGCAGUCCCUGACGGCCUCCCCCCAGCCGCACACCCCCAACCGGGCCGUCAGCCUGGGGAGCUCUGGAGGGAAGACCCUGUCUGCUGAACGCCCAGAGAGAAACGCAGCUAUACCACGCAGUGUUAGUAGUGAUGGACGGCCACUGGAUACCAAGAGAAUGUCUCCGGGGAGUGAGAACUAUGCGGUAACCUCCUCUCUGGCUCUGGGCCGUUCUCCUCACAACCGCUCUUCCCCCUCCAACCUCUCCUGCUCCACUGACACCUCGCAGCACUGGAGGACUCAGAAGUCUAUGCCUGAGGGGUUCGGAGAACGCAGACAACACUCUCCUUUAUCUACGGAGCGACAGGUGGUGGGAGAAGGCGGGGCUAGCGGCAAAUCCACACCUAAUUGGCCGAGAGUAGAGGAAGGGGGUGGGUCCGAAAGAGGUUCUACAGAUUCUCCUGUGUCUAAGUCUGGUCCUGGUUACUCCGGAGCUCCACGCAUCCAGAGGCAGGAGCAGGUCAUCCACCACUCCCCCAAGAAGAGCUCCCAGCAGCCCGAGGGUCCCUACUCCAGCAGUAACACCCUUUCCAGCACGGCCUCCAGCGGAGGCCACAGCGACCCCGACAAGUGGUCCGACCUGGGGGCCCCCGGAGCACCAGGGGAGGCCACUGACUCUGAACCCAACGGCCUGGGAGGGGGGUACCUCCAGGGGGCCUCGGCCGACAGCGGGAUAGACACCUCGUCUUACGGAGGGGGAGGGGGCCACUCACACCCCCACCACGGGAGUUCUAGUUGCCUCUUGGCUCCUGGGGGUAGAGAGGGGAGGGAUAGAGCUCCAUCCCCCAGACAUAGCCCCACUGAGGGGGACAGGAGGGUGCUAGAGAGGUCCACGCCAGCCGCGGAGUCCCCACAACCCCCAGUGGAGAGGGGGGAGAGAGGAGAGGGGACGGCUAGGACUCCUCCUACACACCUAUUGGUUAGAGAUUGCAGCUUGUACAGUCUGAGUGAUGCUGGGUCACACUCCAGCUCCAGAGGCCAUUCUGGCCACAGUUCCCCCCGUGAAGAGUCCUCUUCCUCUGCCACCUCCCCCUGCUCCCAGACGUCGGUCUCCGCCGGCCCCAAGACCUUCUACCCCCGCCAGGGAGCCACCUCCAAGUACCUCAUCGGCUGGAGAAAGCCAGGUUCCACCAUCAACUCUGUUGACUUCGGAGACAACCGCAGGAAGUCCCCAGGGGAAGGAGGAGGAGGAGGAAGUGGAGGAGAGGGGGGUGGAGGAGGGGGUCAGGGUGGGGUCGGUGUUCAGAGCAGACCCCAUCACUCCCCCCAGCCACACCUCACCCACGCUAAGACCACUGCAGAGGAUGAUAUGAAGAGACUGAGUCCAGACAGCCCCCUGAAACACAGACGGCACAAGGUUAAAGACAAGUCGUCCUCAGGCCAGCCCCCUACCCGUCGAUCACUCCACCGGACCCUGUCUGAUGAGAGUAUCUACCGGGGCCAGCGUGUCCCUUCUCUGAGGCUGGGGGACCUAGAACCAGACCCCAGCCUGGCUAGUGACGUGUUGUUCAGCUGCUCCACGUUGCCACGCUCUCCCACCACCCGCGGGGUGCCCCUCAGACGACCAUCGUACAAACUGGGGAUCAAACUCCAUGGUGACCUGUCUGCGUCUGACACGUCAUUGGCUGAGAUGGUUGAGCGUCAGCGCCACCCCCUGCCCCAGGAGCUGAUGCCCCUCCCCCCCUCUGAGAGCAGGGACAACCCCCUGGACUGGACCCAUCUGGUGGAUGUGGCCAGCACCUUUGAGAUCCAGAGAGGGUUUGUGUUCAGUGAUUCUAACCCCAGAGGUAGUGGAGCCUCCAGCCCUCACCAGACACAGCCCAGCCUGGAGAUACAGCUUGGUCCUCUACCCAGACCCUCAUCUAGUGAGGGUCCUGCAGGUUUGGAGAGGAAGUUGACAAAGCUGGAAGCCAUGGUUAGGAUGCUGCAGGAUGACCUGAAGAAGGAGCGUGAGGAGAAGCAGCGUCUCCAUCUACAGAUCAAGAUGCUAUGGGAAGAUAACCAGCGGCUGCAGGAGGAGUCCCAGAGCUCUGCUGCCAAACUCAAGAAGUUCACGGAGUGGGUUUUCAACACCAUCGACAUGAACUGAGACAGAGAGAGAGGAGAGGGGAGGAAGAGGAGGAGGAAGUGAUGAAAGGAAGCGGGAGAAGAGGAGGAGAGAGAGAGGAGGAGGAGAGGGAGAAGAGGAAGAGAGUGAGAAGAGGAAGAGAGAAAGUGAUUGUCCUCGACUCUAGCCAAACAAAGGGACCAGUGCCAACCACCCCAAAACCAUUUCCCCUUCUCCCUGGAACUCGGUGAAGGAUGUAUUCCAACCCCCAUGUCUCCUUCGUACCCUCGGUGAAGGAUGUAUUCCAACCCCCAUGUCUCCUUCGUACCCUCGGUGAAGGAUGUAUUCCAACCCCCAUGUCUCCUUCUUACCCUCGGUGAAGGAUGUAUUCCAACCCCCAUGUCUCCUUCUUACCCUCGGUGAAGGAUGUAUUCCAACCCCCAUGUCUCCUUCUUACCCUCGGUGAAGGAUGUAUUCCAACCCCCAUGUCUCCUUCUUACCCUCGGUGAAGGAUGUAUUCCAACCCCCAUGUCUCCUUCUUACCCUCGGUGAAGGAUGUAUUCCAACCCCCAUGUCUCCUUCUUACCCUCGGUGAAGGAUGUAUUCCAACCCCCAUGUCUCCUUCUUACCCUCGGUCUUCAGUAAAGUUCCCUUCUCACACUCAGGACCAGAGCCUAGAAGGACAAUGUUCUUAUGUUAAAUAAUACUGUGCUCACACACUGGCUGAGGAGGUGUGUAUUUGUGAUGUGGUUUCAGUACUGCUGGAGCUCAGAAGACUUGAGCGUUCCCCCCUCGUCUCCUCCCACAAUGUCUGAGCUGACUUCACUCUGGGAGUGGUAGGAAGACAGAGAGAGAGUUAUGUUUACCCAGAUAGCCUCAGUGUCUGUACAGUACAUCUCUUCAGCUGAGGCCUCAGAACAUAGACCACACUAACUGUAACAGCCCCUGUGGAAACUGGAAUCGCUCCUCUCUCUUCCCUCUCUCCUUCUCUUCCCUCUCUCCUUCUCUCCCUCCCUCUCCCUCUCCUUUUCUCCUCCCUCUCCUUCUCUCCUCCUCUCUUCCCUCUCCCUCUCUCCUCCUUCUCUCUUCCCUCUCCCUCUCUCCUCCUUCUCUCCUCCCUCUCUCCUCCUUCUCUCCUCCUCCUCUCCAAACCCUGAUGCUACUUCUGUCUACAACUAUCCCAAUAGACAGACAGACAGACAGACAGACAGACAGACAGACAGACAGACAGUGGAGGGAAUAGACAGACAGCCCUGCCUGCUGUUUUCUGUCCAAUCACAUUCCUCUACUUACAAGGGAACUAAACAUAGAGAUCAUCACCUUCAACCCGUUUCUAUUGGACCAACCAAGUAGAGAGAUUGAAGAGCCAGCGAUCCAGGUACCUACUGGGUUAACUGGGUGUCUAUGGAAUACUGGACAUUCUGACUAAGGGAUUGUAUCUGUACUGCUGUGGACCAGGGCAUUGACAAGCAUGUGUUUCCAGAGAACUUUCCAAGAGUCUGGAAAAAUAGGUCUUUUGUCAGUUGGAGUUUUGUUGGACUUUUCUCCCACCAUAUUGCCCUCCGACUAGUGUCAUUGACUAGUAAUGUGUUACGUCCGAGCCCCGAUACCUAGCACUCCAAGCUACCCCCCAACCACACACACAUUCUGACCCCCCCAAACCACAUCUGACCCCCCCAAACCACAUUCUGACCCCCCCAAACCACAUCUGACCCCCAAAACUACACUCU